GAGGGCUCAGGGUGCGGUCCUUGGCGCAGCUGGACGCGCACGCUCGGGUGCGUGUAGCUUCCCCAGCCCAAAGCCGGCGAGGAGAGGAAGCCAGGGCGCGGCCUUGGGGAGUCCAGGGGACUGGAGCUGCGCAGCUCUGAGCCAGAAACUUUGCAGGCUCGGCGGCCGGGAUUCGGUGACAGCGCCAGCCCACACCGGCAGGUGCGGGAGGAAGAGGCGGCGCCGGAGUCUGGCGGCCGAAGAACCUUGGCGGCGGCCGCGUCUUUCCCCCGAGCUGUCCUGAAGCCGCCGGGCACUCCCGGCUUCUGCUGCUGCGCCCGCCGCCGCCGCCGCCACCGCGGGGCUCCGGGAGGAGGUGCAGCCGGAGAGGGCGGAGGAGAAGAAGGAGGAGGAGGAGGAGGAGUGGAAAGGAGGAGCAGGGGGUGGAGGAUGGAGCCCCGGGCAGCCGCGGCGGGCUCGCCCGAGCCUGCGGCGGCGUCCUCCUCCUUCCAGGCCCGGCUCUGGAAGAACCUGCAGCUGGGGGUGGGCAAGAGCAAGGGCGGCGGGGGCGGGCGCGCAGGGGUCCCAGAGCGCCGCACUGCGGACACCCCAUCGCCGUCCCCGCCACCCCCGGGGGGCAGGCGGGACGCACUGGCCGGCGUGGGUGGCGCGGGCAGCAGGUGGAGCGGCUUCAAGAAACGGAAGCAAGUGCUGGACCGCGUCUUCUCCUCCUCCCAGCCCAACCUGUGCUGCUCCUCGCCGGAGCCUCUUGAGCCCGGCGGCGCCGGCAGAACCGAGCAGGGGUCCACCUUGCGCCGCCGGAUCCGUGAGCAUUUGCUCCCAGCGGGAAGGGGACCGGCGACAACCGCCGCGGGAGCAGCGGGAGUGACGCCUCCUGGCGGACGGUCCCCGGACUCAGCUCCCUCUUCAUCCUCAGCCUCAUCCUCCCUGUCCUCCUCGCCCCAGCCUCCCGCGAGGGGAGACCGCGCCCGAGAUGAGGGGGCACGGCGUCGGGGCCCCGAGGCGCACUUGUGCCAUCAGAAGAGUUCCUCCCUGCCCGGCACCGCCUGCCUGGAGCAGCUGCUGGAACCGCCGCCGCCUCCUGCAGAACCAGCUGAGAGCCCAGUGCAGCCGCGGACCCCGGAGAAGGGCGAGGAGCUCGGCAGCAACCAGAAAAUAAAUACUGCUGGAACCAGUAAUGCAGAUGUCCCCUUGGCUGAUCCCGGAAUGUACCAAUUGGACAUUACCUUAAGAAGGGGUCAAAGUUUAGCUGCCCGAGAUCGAGGAGGGACAAGUGAUCCAUACGUGAAGUUUAAAAUUGGAGGAAAAGAAGUUUUUAGAAGUAAAAUAAUACACAAGAACCUCAAUCCCAUAUGGGAGGAGAAAGCUUGCAUUCUUGUUGAGCAUCUUAGGGAACCAUUGUAUAUAAAGGUAUUUGACUAUGAUUUUGGACUACAGGAUGACUUUAUGGGCUCAGCCUUUCUGGAUCUCACACAACUGGAGUUAAACAGGCCCACAGAUGUGACCCUAACACUGAAAGAUCCUCAUUAUCCUGACCACUACCUUGGAAUCAUUUUGCUGUCCGUCAUCCUUACCCCUAAAGAAGGAGAACACAGGGAUGUGCAGAGUUCAAUCCACAGCUUUCUUCAUUGGAGAAUUUGUGAAAUAAAAACAAUGCUAAUGAGGAAGAGUUGGAAAAGAUCAAGUAAGGAUCUUUCAGAAAAUGAAGUGGUUGGAUCUUAUUUCUCUGUGAAGUCUUUCUUUUGGAGGACGUGCGGCAGGCCUGCUUUUCCUGUCCCGGGCUUCUGCAGAGCAGAGCUUCAGAGUACUUAUUACCAAAAUGCACAAUUUCAGACCCAAAGUUUACGUCUAUCAGACGUACACAGAAAAUCACAUCUUUGGAGAGGAAUAGUCAGCAUCACAUUGAUUGAGGGACGAGAUCUCAAGGCAAUGGAUUCAAAUGGGUUGAGUGAUCCCUAUGUGAAGUUCCGGCUUGGGCAUCAGAAGUACAAGAGCAAGAUUAUGCCAAAAACUUUGAAUCCUCAGUGGAGGGAACAAUUUGAUUUUCAUCUCUAUGAAGAAAGAGGUGGAAUCAUUGAUAUCACUGCCUGGGACAAAGACGCUGGGAAAAGGGAUGAUUUUAUUGGCAGGUGCCAGGUCGACCUGUCGGCUCUCAGUAGGGAACAGACACACAAGUUGGAGCUGCAGCUGGAAGAGGGUGAGGGACACCUGGUGCUGCUGGUAACCCUGACAGCUUCGGCCACAGUCAGUAUCUCUGACCUCUCCGUCAACUCCCUGGAGGACCAGAAAGAACGGGAGGAAAUAUUAAGGAGAUAUAGCCCAUUGCGAAUAUUUCACAACCUGAAAGAUGUGGGAUUUCUCCAGGUGAAAGUGAUCAGAGCAGAAGGGUUAAUGGUCGCCGACGUCACAGGCAAAAGUGACCCAUUUUGUGUAGUGGAACUGAACAAUGAUAGGCUGCUAACACACACCGUCUACAAAAAUCUCAAUCCUGAGUGGAACAAAAUCUUCACAUUCAACAUUAAAGAUAUCCAUUCAGUUCUUGAAGUGACAGUUUAUGAUGAAGAUCGGGAUCGAAGUGCUGACUUUCUGGGCAAAGUUGCUAUACCAUUGCUGUCUAUUCAAAAUGGUGAACAGAAAGCCUACGUCUUGAAAAACAAGCAGCUGACAGGGCCAACAAAGGGGGUCAUCUAUCUUGAAAUAGAUGUGAUUUUUAAUGCUGUGAAAGCCAGCUUACGAACAUUAAUACCCAAAGAACAGAAGUACAUUGAAGAGGAAAACAGACUCUCUAAACAGCUGCUCCUAAGAAACUUUAUCAGAAUGAAGCGUUGUGUCAUGGUGCUCGUAAAUGCUGCAUACUACGUUAAUAGUUGCUUUGAUUGGGAUUCACCCCCAAGGAGCCUCGCUGCUUUUGUGCUCUUCCUCUUUGUUGUCUGGAACUUUGAGCUCUACAUGAUACCACUGGUUUUGUUGUUACUAUUGACAUGGAACUACUUCUUGAUAAUAUCAGGGAAAGAUAACAGGCAACGUGAUACAGUAGUGGAGGACAUGCUGGAGGACGAGGAAGAAGAAGAUGACAAAGAUGACAAGGACAGUGAAAAAAAGGGAUUUAUAAAUAAAAUCUAUGCCAUCCAGGAGGUUUGUAUCAGUGUCCAGAACAUCCUAGAUGAAGUGGCUUCCUUUGGCGAAAGGAUAAAGAAUACUUUCAACUGGACUGUCCCAUUCUUAAGCUGGCUGGCCAUUGUAGCCCUCUGUGUGUUCACAGUCAUCCUGUACUUCAUUCCACUGAGAUACAUUGUCCUUGUCUGGGGUAUCAAUAAAUUUACAAAAAAGCUGCGGAGUCCAUAUGCAAUCGAUAACAAUGAACUACUUGACUUCCUUUCCAGAGUCCCUUCAGAUGUACAAGUGGUGCAAUACCAAGAACUGAAACCAGAUCCUUCUCAUAGCCCAUGUAAAAGGAAGAAAAACAAUCUUGGCUAGUCAGCUCCCAGCACUGAGGAGACCAGCAUCUGUUUGGGAAGAUAAAAGAAAAAGCCUUCAGCCUCAGCAGCAUUUCCUUUCUUCCUGCUUUUUAUUUAUUUUGUCUUUUUAUCAUGAUCGAGAGAAUUUGUAAAUAGUGUACAAAGGCAUAUGUCUUUGAAAAUAUACUUCCAUUGUACAGACUCAAUUUGAUAAAGGUUUAGCUGUUGCUGUGUGAAAGCCUUGGUGGCUGUGGAUAAUAAUACAACACACUGAAACAACAAAUAUAAGAAUGGUAACACUGGGAGAUAUACACGUCUCUAAUUACAAGUGGAAGAACUAGAAUAUCACAUUAAAUGCUCAGCUGUGCUCUAUUAAAUCUACAUAAAAUGUAAAUGUCAAUUUGAUUUUAAAGUUUUUUUUUUAAUGUGACUAUUUUUUAUCUGCUAAGUAAUCCAUUACAGUUUUCUAUGUUUUAUACAUUUCAAAAGAGAAGGGAGAUCCCAAAAUCUGAAUAAUAGAACAGAUGCAUUUCAAUUUAACAUAGUAGUUCUACUUCAGAUCCUGACAGUCAUUCCUGUGCAAAUUAUAAAGAUAUGACUCGGCUCAUUUUAAGCUAAUGAGUGAAGGUACAGUCACUCUGUCAAGAUAAUCCUGCAUACUCUGCAAAGAAAACUUCCAAACCUUCUAUCAUUCCAUCUAAAACCUUAAAAUCUCUACAGGACUACACGUAAAUACUGCCAGGUUUAUAAAUGAUUGCCUAUCUGAAUUUUUAUACUAUCACUACUUUAAUUUACAUCAAGUUAGUGGGUUAGCAACCCAGUUCAGUUGUCACAAAUACUAGCAAACUAAAUCCGUAUUGCUUUUGGUGUCUCUGUGCAUCUAAAAAUAUUUACUAUUCAACUGUUCUCACAAAGUAUCUGCUUUCUCAUUAAACUACUGAAAUGCUUUAAUGCAUAGUAUAAUUUUUGUUAUUAGUGUGAAUUUUAAUGUAAAGGAGAAUGCAGUGUGCUGAUAUGCUAGUGUUUCAUUAUAUUCAUUUAUAGAAAAACUAUUCUUGAUAAUAUGAAUGCAUGAAACCUAUUUUGUAAAAAAAAAAAAAAAAAAGAUACAACUGCUUAUGGGUUGGGGGGAGUUUGUCUUUACAAAAAUGUUUCAAUACUUACCAUAGAAUCUAUACUUAAAAAUUGCAUUCCGAAGACUUAUGGUAGUUUUUGUACCUAACUCCCUGAUAAAUCAAGGGAGUAUACCUCUGGAGAGAGAAAUAAUUUGGUGAGAAUGUUUUACUUCCCUGACCGGGUACAGGAUUAAGUUUGGGUGAAAAUGCUAUAGAAAAUGUUUUUGCACUACUUUAUUAAUAACUGGGAUAGGGUGAAGGUGGGGGUGAUGGAAAAAUGUAGAAAAGUCAGAAAUAUAUAUAUAUUUCACUCUAAAGGAAGAUUCUUUCUUUAAAAAAAUAAAUUUAAUCUCAUCAAAGCUAAUUUUUAAAGUAUUUUUAUUUUAAAGCUAUGUUGUUAAAUACUAUUUCUUAUGAUAUAACUAUUUUGAUCUGUUUAUACACUAUGCUUGAAAGAGAAUGUCAAUUAAAUUCCCUUUCUACAGAAAGGCUUUGACCUCAAUAUGCUCUAUUUAGCUCACCAUGUUUAUAAUGACAUGCUUAUAUCUGCACACCAUCACUGUUUGUUACUUAGACAUAAUAUUCCAUGAAGCUGAUGCUACUACAGAAAGUUUAUGGAUGGGCUAAUUUGUUCAAAAUACCUUUUGAUUAUACCUUAUGCGAAAUUUGUUGUGUGCUGACAGUGUCUACUCAAAUGUCUACAAGCCUGAUAUAGUACAACUUCAGAUGUACCUAGUGCAUAGUAACCAUUAACAGAUGCCCAAUUUUUGUUUCAUUCUACCAACUUUCAGAUGUUAAGUUUAAUGGUAAUGUUAACUACACAUUCACUGCAUUAAAUAAAAAAAAAACUCUUUUCUAAGUAUAA
Felis catus (domestic cat) is the source of this 5438-nucleotide messenger RNA. It is a transcript of the gene MCTP1, whose product is annotated as multiple C2 and transmembrane domain containing 1. Gene Ontology annotation, molecular function: calcium ion binding. The record is from RefSeq and is a predicted model, not a curated record. The transcript is spliced from 24 exons. Gene Ontology annotation, biological process: regulation of neurotransmitter secretion. The coding region runs from base 430 to 3477 and encodes 1015 amino acids. Lineage: Eukaryota; Metazoa; Chordata; Mammalia; Carnivora; Felidae. Gene Ontology annotation, cellular component: synaptic vesicle membrane.